Coniosporium apollinis CBS 100218 is the source of this 2733-nucleotide messenger RNA. Its product is annotated as ribonucleoside-diphosphate reductase large chain. The record is from RefSeq and is a predicted model, not a curated record. Gene Ontology annotation, biological process: DNA replication; deoxyribonucleotide biosynthetic process. Gene Ontology annotation, cellular component: ribonucleoside-diphosphate reductase complex. Gene Ontology annotation, molecular function: ATP binding; ribonucleoside-diphosphate reductase activity, thioredoxin disulfide as acceptor. Lineage: Eukaryota; Fungi; Ascomycota; Dothideomycetes. The transcript is spliced from 4 exons. Bases 1 to 2733 code for a protein of 910 amino acids.
AUGUUUGUCUACAAGCGCAAUGGGCGCACUGAACGCGUCCAGUUCGACAAAAUCACAGCCCGUGUCUCCAGACUGUGCUACGGUCUAGACCCGGAGCAUGUCGAUGCCGCCGCAAUUACGCAGAAAGUCAUCUCUGGCGUGUAUCAGGGCGUAACAACAGUCGAGCUUGACAACCUGGCCGCCGAAACAGCAGCUUACAUGACCGUCACACAUCCCGACUAUGCCAUUUUGGCGGCACGCAUCGCCGUCUCGAAUCUCCACAAACAGACAAAGAAGCAGUUCUCAGCUGUAAUAUCUGACCUUUACCACUACAUCAAUCCGAAGAAUAAGAAGCUGUCUCCAAUGAUAUCGAAGGAGACCUACGAUACCGUCAUGAAGCACCAAGAGGAGUUGAACUCGGCAAUCGUUUACGAUCGAGACUUUCAGUAUCAAUAUUUCGGCUUCAAGACCCUAGAGCGGUCUUACCUUCUCCGGAUAGACGGCAAGGUUGCCGAACGUCCUCAACACAUGAUCAUGCGGGUGGCUGUUGGCAUACAUGGCGAGGAUAUUGAGAGUGCCAUUGAGACAUAUAACUAUAUGUCGAAUAAGUACUUCACCCACGCCUCACCGACACUGUUCAACGCAGGAACUCCCUCGCCACAGCUGGCGUCAUGCUUUCUUAUCGACAUGAAGGAAGACAGCAUUGAGGGCAUCUACGAUACGCUCAAGACAUGUGCCAUGAUUUCGAAGACUGCUGGCGGUAUCGGCUUGAAUGUCCACCGUAUCCGGGCCACAGGAUCGUACAUUGGCGGUACGAACGGUACCUCCAAUGGUCUCGUCCCAAUGCUUCGGGUGUACAACAAUACCGCACGAUACGUCGAUCAGGGUGGAAACAAGCGACCGGGGGCUUUCGCUAUCUACCUUGAACCGUGGCAUGCGGAUGUGUUCGCCUUCCUUGACUUGAGGAAGAACCACGGAAAGGAGGAGGUUCGUGCUCGCGACCUAUUCUACGCCCUGUGGAUACCCGACCUCUUCAUGAAGCGCGUCGAGCAGAACGGCAACUGGACUCUCUUCUGUCCGAAUGAGGCUCCAGGUCUGGCGGAUGUCUACGGCGACGAGUUUGAAGAGCUCUAUGCGAAAUAUGAAGCAGAAGGCCGUGGUCGCGAGACUGUUCGUGCCCAAAAGCUCUGGUACGCCAUUUUAGAGGCGCAAACAGAGACCGGCAACCCUUUCAUGCUCUACAAGGACGCAUGCAAUCGCAAGAGCAACCAGAAGAAUCUUGGCACCAUCCGGAGCUCCAAUCUUUGCUGCGAGAUUGUUGAGUAUACUGCACCUGACGAGGUCGCCGUCUGCAAUCUUGCAUCGAUCGCUCUUCCGACCUUCGUUGACAUCAACGAGGGAGAAUUCAACUUCGAAAAACUGCACGAAGUUACUCAGGUCGUUGUCCGCAACCUCAACAAGACUAUCGAAGUCAAUCAUUACCCAGUCGAAGAGGCCAGGCGUAGCAACUUCCGGCAUCGUCCCAUCGGUGUUGGUGUUCAAGGUCUGGCUGACGCCUUCCUUGCACUUCGUCUUCCGUUCGACUCCCCUGAGGCCAAGCAGCUGAAUAUCCAGAUAUUCGAAACUAUCUACCAUGCCGCUUUGACUGCUUCCUGCCAGAUUGCAAAGAACCUCGGUCCGUAUUCGACCUACGAGGGUUCGCCGAUUUCGAAAGGGGAACUGCAAUACGAUAUGUGGGGUGUGAAGCCUACCGACCUCUGGGACUGGGCUUCUCUCAAGGAGCAGAUCGCCGAGCACGGCGUCCGCAACAGCUUGCUCGUGGCUCCCAUGCCUACAGCCAGCACCUCUCAAAUCCUCGGCUUCAACGAGUGCUUUGAGCCAUACACCUCGAACAUCUACUCCCGCCGUGUACUUGCUGGCGAGUUCCAAGUCGUCAACCCCUGGCUCCUCAAGGAUCUCGUGGACAUGGGUCUCUGGUCAGACAACAUGAAGAACCGCAUCAUCGCGGACGGCGGCUCCAUCCAGCGCAUUCCCAACAUCCCAGACGACAUCAAAGCGCUCUACAAGACCGUCUGGGAAAUCAGCCAGCGGACUAUUGUCCAAAUGGCUGCCGACCGCGGCGCGUUCAUCGACCAGUCUCAAUCUCUGAACAUCCACAUGAAGGAGCCAACGAUGGGCAAGAUUACCAGCAUGCACUUCGCGGGAUGGAAACUAGGUCUCAAGACCGGCAUGUACUAUCUCCGUACGAUGGCCGCCUCUGCUCCCAUCCAGUUCACGGUCGACCAGGAGGCUCUCAAGGUGGCCGACACCAACGUCGCACGCGCUCUUGGCGCAAAGAAGCGGCCGAUCGCUCCAGCGGGCUAUGGUUCGACACCAUCCGCCGUGCCCAGGCCCAUGUACAUGCAAAAGACGCCGCCGACGACGACGCCAAACGGUGUGCCUACCCCUUCGUCCACCCCACCACCUCAGGUCUCGGAGAACAAGCGCGUAUCCAUUUCGCCUAAGAAGGAUGCCAUUUCAGCGCCGGCGUUCAAGGCAGAUAUCCCGGAGGGCGAGAGCCCGAAAGUGCUUGCGGCUGAGCCGGACGAGAUCGCGCCGAAGGAAGAGGAGCUGCCUGAGGCGGCUGUUGAUGCCAAGAAGCAGAAGGAGGAUCUGGAUGAGGAGAGUAAGGGAAGGGAGGGUGAUAUCUAUGCAGAUGCGGUGCUGCAGUGCAGUAUUGAGAACAAGGAGGCUUGUAUUAUGUGCAGUGGUUAG